Messenger RNA from Knipowitschia caucasica, 249 nucleotides. NCBI's taxonomy places the organism in Eukaryota, Metazoa, Chordata, Actinopteri, Gobiiformes, Gobiidae. The record is from the annotation of a GenBank genome assembly.
AUGAGAGCAGCAAACUGUGGAGAGAGGAGGAGUCAGGAGGAGUCAGGAGGAGGAGAGGAGGAGAGGAUCCACAUGAGAGCAGCAAACUGUGGAGAGAGGAGGAGUCAGGAGGAGUCAGGAGGAGGAGGAGAGGAGGAGAGGAUCCACAUGAGAGCAGCAAACUGUGGAGAGAGGAGGAGUCAGGAGGAGUCAGGAGGAGGAGAGGAGAGGAGGAGGAGUCAGGAGGAGGAGAGGAGAGGAUCCACAUGA